AUGUCUACCCAUUCCCCAACCAUCUACGACGCCGUCGUAAUCGGCUCCGGCCAAGCCGGUACCCCUCUCGCAUCCGCCUUCGCAAACGCGGGUCAGAAAACCCUACUCAUAGAACGUACCCACAUAGCUGGGUGCUGCGUGAAUGAAGGGUGCACACCUACUAAGACACUUAUUGCUUCUGGACGCGCUGCCUAUCUGACACGUCGCGGCCAAGACUACGGGAUUCACACGACUAACCUGAUGGAGGAGAACCGGGUCUGGGUUGAUAUGCACAAAGUGAGGCAGCGGAAAAGGGAUAUUGUGGAUAGUUUUAGGGGCGGGAGUGAGAAGAGGCUGAAGGAGGCGGGAGUUGACGUAUUGAUGGGGGAAGCGUCUUUUGUCGGUGCAAAGGAAGUAAAGGUCAAGAUCAAUGAUGGGACGGAGAGGCUCGUUGAAGGGAAGAAGUUCUUUAUUAACGUGGGCGAACGUCCUGCUUCCCCUUCCCUCCUGGGAAUUGAGAAGUUAGGCAAAUGGCAAGUGCUGGAUUCAACCAGUAUUCAAGAGUUGGAUGUAGUGCCUGAGAAAUUAGUUGUGAUUGGGGGAGGUUACGUAGGCGUAGAGUUUGCGCAGUUGAUGUCGAGGCUGGGGGCCGAGGUGACAGUGGUGCAAAGGGGGAGGCAGCUACUGCCGAGAGAGGACCCCGAGAUUGCGGAGAGUUUGAGGAGAAUUUUGGAGGAGGAUGGCUUAGAUAUCAGGCUGGACAGUGAGGUGGUUGGCGUGAAGCUAGUGGAUGGGGAUAGCUUCACUUUGAAAGUCCAGACCGAGGGGAAGGAAGAAAGAGACAGCAUCAAGGGGACACACAUUCUCUUUGCAGCAGGCCGGGUACCCAACACCGAUUUUCUAAACCUGAAAGCCGCGGGAAUAGAGGUGGAUGCCAGGGGGUAUAUUGUGGCAGAUGAAUUCCUCACCACGGCGGCGGAGAACGUCUAUGUCCUAGGGGACGUAAAGGGCCCACCUGCCUUCACGCACAUUUCGUAUGACGACUUUCGCAUCAUCAAGAGGAACCUCCUGGAUACCAAAGAUCAGGUCACCAAACUCAGUACCAAAGGCAGGCUUGUACCGUAUGUAGCAUAUACGGAUCCGCAACUGGGCCAUGUGGGACUGCAUGAAAGUGAAGCGAGGGCAAAGUUCCCGGGCAGGAACGUCCAGACGGCGAAGAUGCCGAUGGCCUAUGUGGCGAGGGCACUGGAGACGGAUGAGAGUAAGGGGCUGAUGAAGGCCGUAGUCGAUGGGGACUCGGGAGAGAUCUUGGGGUUUACCUGUUUGGGUAUUGAGGGUGGGGAGGUCAUGGCUGUGGUACAGAUGGCUAUGAUGGGUGAUAUUGGAUAUCAGAAGUUACAAGAUGCUAUUUGGGCUCAUCCGAGCUUGGCAGAGAGUUUGAACAAUCUUUGGGGCUUCUUAAGUUAA
Messenger RNA from Hyaloscypha bicolor E, 1446 nucleotides. Its product is annotated as FAD-dependent pyridine nucleotide-disulfide oxidoreductase. The transcript has a single exon. The coding region runs from base 1 to 1446 and encodes 481 amino acids. The record is from RefSeq and is a predicted model, not a curated record. Lineage: Eukaryota; Fungi; Ascomycota; Leotiomycetes; Helotiales; Hyaloscyphaceae. Gene Ontology annotation, molecular function: flavin adenine dinucleotide binding; oxidoreductase activity.